AUGCAACUCCGACCCUCCGUCAAAUCAGCGUUCCGAAAACUCACCGGCGCAGGCCGUCAUCGCCAGCCCUCUUACGACUCCUCCUCCGAAGAUUCCGACUACGACUAUCCGCGUGACGGCCACCGCCUUUACGACCAACGUCAGCAAGCGCCAAAUUACCAAGAGCAGCAGGAGAUGAGUUAUCAAAGGCAGCAAGCUACCAACUAUUCACGGCAACCAACGGACUAUCGGCACCAGCAAGAUAUGGACUACCAGCGGCAUCAGCAAGCGCCAAACUAUCAACGACAGCGCCAGGAUCAAGUGCGCAUGUUCGCGACGAGCGGGCCGCUAGACGACGAGUACGAUCGAGAUGUGUCGCCGUGUGUUGUGGCUGGAGAGAAGGAACAGGGCAAAGGAAUGAAGAUGGCGGGGGCGUGGGUGGAUUAA
Messenger RNA from Parastagonospora nodorum SN15, 426 nucleotides. RefSeq lists its product as hypothetical. The transcript has a single exon. The coding region runs from base 1 to 426 and encodes 141 amino acids. Lineage: Eukaryota; Fungi; Ascomycota; Dothideomycetes; Pleosporales; Phaeosphaeriaceae. The record is from RefSeq and is a predicted model, not a curated record.